AUGAUUGUUGUUGCUGAUGGAGUUUCAAAUCAAAAGUCAUAUGAUGGUAUUAUGAUACCAUAUAAACCAGUAUAUGGUGUACCAAAUAAAUGUAAAGGAAUGUCCAAUCAUCAAACGACCGAAGAAAAUUAUCGAACUUGUCAAAUAAAUGCGAUUGAAAAAUGGAAAAUAAAACUACAACAUUAUUACACUGAAAGUUGGAAUUUUUGCUGUUUCGUAUAUGAAGUUUUGAAAUGCGAAACCAAAGUAUUGUCUGAAUGUGACGCAGACUAUUCCGAUCGCAAUGACAAAGAAACAAGACGAUUGUUUGAUAAAUCAUGUCAACCAAUCAUGGCAAAAAAACCUUGUAGCAAGAGUGAGGAUGGAGGUGAUAAUACGUUAUGGAUAGCAUUAGGAAUUGCUGCAGGAGCAAUUAUAACUCUGAUUGUUGGUUGUAUUUUCUUUUGGAGAAAGCAGCUUAACCCAGAAUCAAAUGCAAAAAAAGUUUACAAGGCAGAAAAAUAUCAAAAAAUCUAUGAAAAGGAAUACGUUCGUGCUGUUUAUGACAAUGAAGUUGAUAAUCUCAACAAUAAAUUCUUACAAAACGCAUCGAAACAGACAAAUAAUAAUGAAAAACCACAACCGAUUAAAAAAGACAAUGAUGAAGUACAAAUAUUGAAAAAAGAUAUGAAAAAAAUUGAAAAUGAAUUGGAGAAAAAAAUCAANGGCAGAUUCGAAAAAUGA
Messenger RNA from Dermatophagoides pteronyssinus (European house dust mite), 723 nucleotides. RefSeq lists its product as uncharacterized. NCBI's taxonomy places the organism in Eukaryota, Metazoa, Arthropoda, Arachnida, Sarcoptiformes, Pyroglyphidae. The record is from RefSeq and is a predicted model, not a curated record.